CACUAACUGCCACCUUCCAGUCCAGGAUCCUGCUCUCCUGCCUGGCUUGCCCUGUCCCAAGGCCCUCUGUCCCACUGCUCUGCUGGAGAGGGCGUGUUGGACCAGGGGAUGGUACUGCUUCCUAUUGUGUGGGGCUGGGUGCUCAUGGCUGCCGUGAGUCCAGAUGCCACUGCAAGCUUUGUGGAGCAGUGGCCCAAAUGGGCCUUGGUACGUCGUGGACAGGCUAAAACCCUGCGCUGCCUCCUGAAGGACUCCCAGUACCCCUGGAUGAGCUGGUACCAACAGGAUCUCCAGAGGCAAUUCGAGAGGCUGACCACUCUGCGGAAUUCUGGGGACAAGGAAGUCAUAACCCAUCCUGGAGCAGAUUAUCAGGCCACGCGGGUCGAUAACACGGAGCUGAGGCUGCACGUGGCCAAUGUGACCCAGGGCAGAACCCUGUACUGUAGCUGCAGCAAAGAAACACAAUCCUCCCUUCUGGCCACUCUACUGCAAGUAGACUCUGCCUGCGGCUUCCCCAUUGCCCUCAGUGAAACAGUCGGCCUGCAGAGCACAGCCAUGAGCCACAGCCUCUGGCGGACUCCGGUGGGGACUUUGACUGUGCCACCCGCGAGCUGUGGGGAAGAAUUAACGUCCCUGAUACGAAGGGUACCUCUGUUUGAGAGCACCGUCACUGAGAGACAGACGGGAUGGGGGGCGCGCAGCCCACCUGACCUCCUGCUCUUAAAGUUCUUCGGCUUGGCCAAGGCGCAAGAGUAA
This is a messenger RNA of Rhinolophus ferrumequinum (greater horseshoe bat), 756 nucleotides long. RefSeq lists its product as uncharacterized. The record is from RefSeq and is a predicted model, not a curated record. NCBI's taxonomy places the organism in Eukaryota, Metazoa, Chordata, Mammalia, Chiroptera, Rhinolophidae. Gene Ontology annotation, molecular function: peptide antigen binding. Bases 109 to 756 code for a protein of 215 amino acids. The transcript is spliced from 5 exons.